Osmia bicornis bicornis is the source of this 2026-nucleotide messenger RNA. Its product is annotated as lysophospholipase D GDPD1-like. Bases 250 to 1224 code for a protein of 324 amino acids. Gene Ontology annotation, cellular component: endoplasmic reticulum membrane. Lineage: Eukaryota; Metazoa; Arthropoda; Insecta; Hymenoptera; Megachilidae. Gene Ontology annotation, biological process: glycerophospholipid catabolic process. The transcript is spliced from 7 exons. The record is from RefSeq and is a predicted model, not a curated record. Gene Ontology annotation, molecular function: phosphoric diester hydrolase activity; phosphatidylcholine lysophospholipase A1 activity.
GGUGCUCGUUUUCGAAGCACAAGACCCCUUGAAAACAAAGGCAUAUAAAUACAGUCUUGCUGGAAAUAUUCAUAGUUUACGUCAAACAUUAAAAAUUUUAUUAUGCAUUCCUAUUGUUCUUGUAAAAUUCUUGUUCGUUCAUUGUAUGUAUUGUAUUAUUCAAACCAUUUAUUUGUAUGUUAAUCAAAAUCUAUUUAAACGAUAUGAUACAAUACAUUGUACGAAUAAGAAAUAAGAAAAGAAUAUAAAAUGUUAUUGUAUACGUUAAUAGGAAGUUAUGUGUUAACAUCAAUGAUACUUUUCAAGUAUCCAACGUUAUUACACAAGAAGAAAAAAGUAAAAUUUAUGUGUCAGCAUAUCAGUCAUAGAGGCGGAGCCGGAGAGGCUUAUGAAAAUACAAUGUUUGCCUUUAAACGGGCUGUGACAGUUGGAACGGAAAUGUUAGAAUUAGAUUGUCAUCUUACAAAAGAUGGAGAAGUUGUUGUAUCCCAUGAUCAAAAUCUUUUGCGCAGUGCAGGUAUAAAUAAAAACAUUUCAGAAAUGAAUUACAAAGAUCUACCUCUGUUGAAACCGUGUCUUCCUAUUGACUUUGAUCCAGAUGUAGAAUAUGUUGGCACAAAGAAGGAGGAAGACAGGCAAUUUCCAUUAUUGAAAGAAGUAUUUGAGGCAUUUCCUAAUAUGCCAAUUAAUAUUGAUAUUAAGAUUAAUGAUGAUCAACUAAUAGAAAAGGUGUCAGAUUUAAUUAAGGAAUACAAUCGUGAAGAAUAUACAGUGUGGGGAAAUUUUAGUGAUGAAAUAACAAAAAAAUGUUAUAAAAUGAAUCCAAAUGUAAAUUUGUUGUUUUCUAUGAAACGUGUAACUCAGUUAUUACUUCUGUUGUAUACUGGUUUAUUGCCAUUUGUACCUCUGAAAGAAACACAUUUGGAGAUAUUUCUACCUUCCAUAUAUUUGCGGCGUAAAGGCGGUCCAAAUCCAACAUUUCUACCUUUGGAAAAAUUUGUUGCACGUACUAUGAACGUAUUAUUAAUGAGGCCAUGUUUAUUCAAUCAUCUAAAGGCUCGUGGAAUACAUGUUUAUUUUUGGGUCCUGAAUAAAGAGGAGGAGUUUAAAAAAGCUUUUGAUCUUGGAGCAACCGGUGUGAUGACCGACUACCCCUCAAGAUUAAAACUAUUUUUGCAAAAUUAUUCUUUUGAAGAAGGUAAAAUAGACUUAGAAAAUGGCUAAAAAGAUUAAUAACUAUUAGGCAAAGCUAAAUAUCUGUUUACUUUCAAGAGGUACACAUGUCAUUGUAGAUGAACACGUAUAAUGCUUUCUUCUUUAAGUAGUUAAAUGUUAUUUAAAAAAUAUAUUUUCAUUUUUACAUGUUAACUAAAAUUAAGCAAAUGAGAAUAGCUUAUUUAGAAAAAUUACACGCGGUAUGCACAAAGAAAUACAUCUAGGUUUAAUGAAAAAAGAAAUAUUUUUCCUAUGUAAUCUAGUUCAGAUCGACUUAAAAGCUUUAGAUAAAAUAUUAAGAGAGUUUCAUAAACAUUGUAACUCACGAGUAAAGCAUUCUAAAAGUACAUUUUCGACUGUAAUCAAACGUAUCUGAUAUUUCAGUUACACGUUUGUAAACAUGUUGUAUCAAACUGUUCUUUAAACAUAUUUUUACAUGUUAAAACUUUGCACGAUUUGGUUACAAUUUCGGUCACAUUUUAGUUCACAUUUAUUCUGCUAUAAGUAUUAUGCUAACUACCAGUGAAUGAUAAACCAAAGUUACUAAUAAUACUUAUGUAUUAUUUAUUAUUAUAAAUACUGCACAUAUAGAAUGUAUUUAUUAAAUAUUAAUAGUUAUUUACGUAAAAUUUAUUGUUGAAUAUUUUCAAACACAAAAAUUAGUUGAAUUCACAAAUAAUGUAUAACUUUAUAUACAAUAUGAUGCAUAUAUUAAUACAACAUAAUAACAAAUACUAUUGGCAAGUUUUGGCAAAGAAGUGUAUAGAAUAUAGUACAAAUUACGUUCAAAAUAAAUUAUUUUUUUAACUUA